AUGACAAAGGUCGAAGAGUGGGGGUGGGAAGGGGGGAGGAUGAAAAAAAAACGAGUGGCGCCGGCUCUCUCGAAAACUGGCUCGCUUUCUUUUUUCCUCGCGAUAGUCUCCAAAUUUCGCCGAUUUUGUGAUUUGCAGAUUUGGCGGGCGGCGCUGGGGUUGUGCGCACUAAAAUUGCUGCAGCUCACUUUGCGACAAGGCUGCGUGGCGCAAGACGGAAUCUACCCCACCAUUGUGUGGCUGCCAAUUUUGUUCCUCUGCGAUAAAGCAUUAUGGCUGGUCCUAGAAGAGGUGGGAGUUUCAGAGGCGGCGGCUCGAGAGGUGGCAGCUCAAGAGGUGGUGGGAGAGGCAGAGGCAGAGGCAGAGGCAGAGGCGGCGGCGGCGGCAGAGGUCGGGGUGCAGGCAGAGGUCGAGGCCGUGGCGGCCAGUUUAGUCAAUGGGGCCCGGAAAGGAGAUUCGACGGUGCUCGCUUGGCUGAAAAUGGCGAAGAAGAAGAAUGUGGAAGACGAAAUGCUCCAACAUGUAGCAUCAGACGACGAUGACGAGCAAGAAGCUCCCGCACGCCCAUAUAUGGCACUGAUGCAGAAAUUUCACGAUUCAAGUGCGCCAAGCGCCAAGAGGAGGAAGAUUGCGCACGAUGAGCCCUCGAACCGGAGCCCAAGUCCCGCCAUAAACCAGUCAGAAGACGAAGAAGCGCCCGAGCCUAGGCGGGAAGACAUCGAUGAGGCCGAUGAAGAAGAGGAAGAAGAGGGAGGAGAUCCAGCUUCCAACAUUGAAGAGGCCCCAGAAAACGACUCCGAAGACGAGAUUGACGCUACAGACCCGUUCGAUUCACAUUUCGCCAACCCGGAUCAACAAACCAGCUCGCAAUCGGUUGUCGCGGCGAAGAAUGGAGAGUGGACAACGACUCGCGCCAUUGUACAGCCUUGGAGAGCAGUUAUUACGUCCCCUGGCACGAAUAACAAUGUCUCCGCUCCCCAGCCAAUAUCAGGGCUUGGUGGGCUGAAACUGAAGCAGAAAUUGCGAGACACGGCAAAGGAAAAGAUGGGCAACCUGGAUGCAGCACAAAAGGCAUUUGCACCCUUAUUAUUCGACUACAAGGACGUCUUGUUUUGCGAUCGUUCUGUGGAGAACUCCACCAAAAUACGACAGGCGGUCUGUCUCCAUGCGCUCAACCACGUAUUCAAGACUCGAGACAGAGUGAUUAAUAACAACUACAAGCUUUCAAAGGCCGGUGAUGAUUCAGAGCUUGAACUCCGAGAUCAGGGCUUCACUAGACCCAAGGUCCUGUUCCUUCUACCAACACGCAACUCGUGCGCCAAGAUGAUGAAGGUGAUUCAAGACUUGGUCGAACCAGACCAACAGGAGAAUUUCAAGCGAUUCAAUGAAUCAUACGCUGAGAGCGACGAAGCUUUCGGUGCUGAUCGGCCUGCCGACUUCAAAGAUCUGUUUGGCGGCAACGAUGAUGACAUGUUCCGUAUCGGUGUCAAAUUUACCCGCAAGACGAUAAAAUACUUUGCGCAAUUCUAUAGCUCCGAUAUCCUCUUUGCCAGCCCUCUUGGUCUCCGCAUGGCAAUGGGAUCUGAGGAGGAGAAGAAGAAGCCUGAUUUUGACUUUCUCAGCUCCAUUGAGAUGGUUGUCAUGGAUCAAGCAGAUGCUCUUCUGAUGCAGAAUUGGGAGCACGUCGAGUACAUCUUUGAACACCUGAACCUUCAACCAAAGGAUGCUCACGACUGCGACUUUAGCCGUGUCAGAAAUUGGUACUUGGAGGAUUGGGCAAAGUAUUUCCGACAGACGGUCAUCCUAUCUGCCUUUAACACCCCCGAACUGGCAGAACUCCAGAGGCUGUACUGUCAUAAUUGGGCCGGAAGGGUCCGCUUGCAGCCAGAAUACCCCGGCGUUAUUGGACAGCUGGGCGUCAAGGCCAAGCAGACAUUUUCACGCUUCCAGUCGAGCGCCGUGGAGAGAGAUCCCGAAUCUCGGUUUGGCUACUUUACCUCUGCCAUUAUCCCAUCUUUGGUGAAGCGAUCCAAGGACUCGAGCGGCACGCUCAUCUUCAUCCCAUCCUACCUUGACUUUGUCCGCGUGAGAAACUACUUCGCCACUGCCGACGAAGUAAGUGGCCUCACUUUCGGAGUGAUAUCUGAAUACACCGAGGUUCGAGAAGCAUCUCGAGCUCGAUCUCAUUUCUUGACUGGUCGACAUCGGAUUUUGCUCUACACAGAGAGAGCUCACCACUUCCGUCGGUAUCAGUUCAGCGGUGUUGAGAGAGUCAUCUUUUACGGGCUGCCGGACAAUCCCAUCUUUUAUAAGGAGAUUGCAGGUGGAUACCUAGCCAAGAGUGAGAAAGACAUGAAGAUUGAGCCCGGGCAAGGAACGGUGCGGGCCAUCUUCUCUAAAUAUGAUGUGAUGAAGCUGGAGAGAGUUGCGGGUUCCAAGAGGGUGGGGAAGAUGAUUCAGGAUCGUGGCGAUACCUUUGAUUUCGUGUAG
Trichoderma aggressivum f. europaeum is the source of this 2490-nucleotide messenger RNA. RefSeq lists its product as uncharacterized. NCBI's taxonomy places the organism in Eukaryota, Fungi, Ascomycota, Sordariomycetes, Hypocreales, Hypocreaceae. The transcript has 4 exons. The record is from RefSeq and is a predicted model, not a curated record. Gene Ontology annotation, biological process: maturation of SSU-rRNA from tricistronic rRNA transcript (SSU-rRNA, 5.8S rRNA, LSU-rRNA). Gene Ontology annotation, cellular component: small-subunit processome; nucleolus. Gene Ontology annotation, molecular function: U3 snoRNA binding; rRNA binding. Bases 1 to 2490 code for a protein of 829 amino acids.